AUGAGCAGCAGCGCGGGCCCCGCGGCGCGGCUGUGCCGCCUGGAGCGGGGGCCGGACGGCUACGGCUUCCACCUGCACGGCGAGAAGGGCAAGCCGGGCCAGUUCAUCCGGCAGGUGGAGGCGGGCUCACCGGCCGAGCGCUCGGGGUUGCGGGCCGGGGACCGGCUGCUGGAGGUGGAUGGCGAGAACGUGGAGCGGGAGAGCCAUCAGCAGGUGGUGGAGCGCAUCCGUGCCGCCGCCGGUGCCGUCAGCCUCCUCGUCGUGGACCCGGUGGCCGACGAGGAGCUGCAAAAGCGGGGCGGGCCGGGUACCGAGUCCCCCGUAGGCGGCGGGCAGGCGGCCCCGGAGCCGGCGGAACCCGAGGCGCGGGAGCCCGGCGGCGGCGGCCAGCGGGAGGAGCUGCGGCCUCGGCUAUGCCACAUGAAGAAGGGCCCCAAUGGCUACGGCUUCAACCUGCACAGUGACAAAAGCCGCCCGGGGCAGUACGUGCGUGCUGUCGACCCCAACUCGCCGGCUGAGGCAGCGGGGCUGGCCCCCCAGGACCGCAUCAUCGAGGUGAACGGGCUGUGCAUGGAGGGCAAGCAGCACGGUGAUGUGGUGGCAGCCAUCAAGGCGGGCGGUGACGAGACCAGGCUGCUGGUGGUGGAUGUCGUCACGGAUGAGUUCUUCAAGAAGUGCAAAGUGGUGCCCUCGGAGGAGCACCUGGCAGGUCCCUUGCCAGAACCAGUUGCCAAUGGCGAUAUAGGGAAGGAAAAUGGUGGAGAGCCACAGUCCAACUCAGUGUCCGAGAACCCGUCCAGCCCUGGGCCGCUGGCUGCAUCCUCUGACUCCGGCGAGACCCACAGUGAGGAGGGUGACAAGCACCAUUCGGCAACCGGCUCCCUCCUGGACCUCAACAUCCCACUGGCGGUGGCCAAGGAGCGGGCACACCAGAAGCGCACCAGCAAGCGGGCACCCCAGAUGGACUGGAGCAAGAAAAACGAACUGUUCAGCAACCUGUGAAGGCCCCAGGGUGGGGGCAAGGGUCUGCUGGUCCCCCCGGCCUCGCACCCACCUCUCCUGCAUCCCCCCCUCCUCCCCACCACAGGCUCCUGGCGGGGAUGCGGGGCUACUCCCCACCACCCUGACCUGAGCAAUGGGGCUCAGUGGCCAGUGAGCAUCCCUGCAGCGGGGUCCUGGGCGGUGGUUUUAGGCUAGAAAGAGCUGGGGCGUGCCCCCUCCCGUGAGCCCAUCCCCGGGGUGCUCCUCCAGCCCUGCCUUGAAGCCCUGCACACCCUGGUAGGCAUAAGCAGGGGUUUGGGGGGGAUCAAGGAUUUGGGGUGGCCUGAUGCCCAACACUUCUGAUCCCUGCUGUUCCCUAGUUCUUCCCCUACCCCAAAUCCCAUCUCCAUUUUAACCCUCCUUACCCCCCCAAAUUGCCCUUUAACUGCAAAACCUGAGACUUUUAGUGACUUUUAGCAAACCCCACCUGCCCAGCCACCAACCACAGCGAUUUCUGCCCGGGGUGUUUGACCCCCGCCUGGCAAGCUCUGUCCAUGAUGACCCUGUCCCUUUGCCCCUCCAGCUGCAAGGAGGGACACGGGUGCCCAGCACGGCGGGGAGCCCCCAGCACCCUGCCCCCGGGGCUAUUUUGGGGAGAGGAGAGGGUGUCUGGAGCCAGCGCAGCAAGCAAUAAUCAUCUCCUUUGCUCCUGCUCACUCCUGGAGACAGCCCAUCAGGGUUUGAAUCCGACACACUUUAAUUUAAAGGCUUCUCAAUAGACUCUUUUUUUUUUUUUCUAAAAUAAGAGUUUUCCAAUCACACCUUUUUUUUUUUUUUUUUUAAAUGUAUUUUGUGGAAAUUCUUCCUGUGGAUGUUUUGUUUCCAUGUGUUGCGAUCGGGUGUUGUCGUACUGUCGAGCUCGAGAAAUUCUGUUUACUGGAAUAAACCUUCCUGACUUCACGUG
Gymnogyps californianus (California condor) is the source of this 1945-nucleotide messenger RNA. It is a transcript of the gene NHERF1, whose product is annotated as NHERF family PDZ scaffold protein 1. Gene Ontology annotation, biological process: protein localization to plasma membrane. Bases 1 to 1002 code for a protein of 333 amino acids. The record is from RefSeq and is a predicted model, not a curated record. The transcript is spliced from 6 exons. Gene Ontology annotation, cellular component: apical plasma membrane. Gene Ontology annotation, molecular function: protein-membrane adaptor activity; signaling receptor binding. Lineage: Eukaryota; Metazoa; Chordata; Aves; Accipitriformes; Cathartidae.